Molecule: messenger RNA, 5010 nt
Organism: Cornus florida
Lineage: Eukaryota; Viridiplantae; Streptophyta; Magnoliopsida; Cornales; Cornaceae
Product: disease resistance protein RGA2-like
Exons: 4
Coding region: 1-3462 (1153 amino acids)
Biological process (GO): defense response to other organism
Molecular function (GO): ADP binding
Source: RefSeq, a predicted model, not a curated record
AUGGCAGAAGCACUUCUGACUGAAAUUGUGAAGAAGUUGGGUUCCGCUCUUCUCCAAGAGAUGGGACUUGUGUGGGGCAUGAAGGAUGAACUUGACAAACUCAGAAACACGGUUUCCACAAUCGGAGCAGUACUUGCCGAUGCAGAGGAGCAGCAACUCACAAACCAUGAGAUUGAAGACUGGCUCGAAAAACUCAAUGAUGCAUUUCUUGAUGCUGAUGACUUGCUCGAUGACAUCUCCACCCAACUUCUCUGCCGUCAGGCUAUGACACACAACACGAGGCUAAAGAAGGUACGCCAUUUUUUCUCUAGCUUAAACAAGCUUCCUUUCAGUAGUAAGUUGGCUCAUGAGAUUAAGGCCAUUAGGGAGAGACUAGAUGCGAUUGCCGAAGAUAAGAAAAAGUUUCACCUCACUGAACGGCCUAUAAAUCAGAUGCGAGUUGAGAAUAUUAAGAGAGAGGAGACUUACUCUUUUGUUCGUGCAGAAAGUGUUAUUGGGAGGGAUGGUGAUAAAAUGGCAAUUGUACAGCUUUUAUUGGAAAGCAACGUUCAGGAACAGAAUGUGUCAGUUGUUGCAGUAGUUGGAAUUGGGGGAAUGGGAAAGACCGCACUUGCACAAUUAGUAUAUAAUGAUGAGAGGGUCACUAAACAUUUUGAUCUUAAGACGUGGGUUUGUGUUUCUAACAUCUUUGAUGCGAAGGUCAUUGCAGAAAAGAUAAUAGGAGACCAAACACCUGAAAAUCUUUUGUUGGAUAAAUUGCAAGAAAAAAUUGGUGAGAAGAAAUUUUUGUUUGUGUUGGAUGAUGUGUGGAACGAGAAUCGUGACAAAUGGUUACAAAUGAUAGAUUUGCUAAUGGGUGGUAUGAGAGGAAGUAAAAUUUUAUUGACUACUCGUUCUGAGUUGGUUGCAAAUGUUUCAGGGUCAAAUUCACCAUAUUUUUUAAAAGGCUUGUCUGAGGAGGAGUCCUGGUCUUUAUUUGAAAAAAUGGCAUUCAAAGAAAGUAAAGAGUCAGAGAAUACAUUUCAAGUAACAAUAGGCAAGGAAAUUGUUCGGAAGUGUAAAGGAGUCCCUCUUGCCAUAAGGGCUGUAGGUAGCCUACUAUACAUUAAAGAUACAAUGGAUGAGUGGGAGCUUUUUAAAAACAACGAUUUGUCAAAAAUAGUCGAAGAAGAAGAUGUUAUUUUUCCAAUACUGAAGUUAAGUUAUGAUUAUCUUCCUUCACAUCUGAAGAGUUGUUUUGCAUUCUGUUCCUUGUAUUUAAAAGAUCAAAUUAUUGAUAAGCAAAAAUUGAUCCAAUUGUGGAUUGCAGAGGGAUUCAUUCGAGGGCCGGUGUAUGAAAAUCAGCAGUUGGAGGAUGUUGGUGACUUGUAUUUUAUGGAUUUACUUAGGAGGUCCCUUUUUCAAGAUGUCCAAAGAGAGGAAUGGGGUGAUGUAAUAAGUUGCAAAAUGCAUGAUCUUGUUCACGAUCUUGCGCAAUUGGUUGCGAAGGCCAAAUUUUUCAUGGUGAAUUUGGAUGUAGAAAUUGUUGAUGAAAAAAUUCGUCACGUGUCACUUGAUUCCCGUGUAAAUUUAUCACAACAAAUUUCAACCCACUUGGUUAAAGCUAACAAGUUACGAACAAUUUUUUGGAAUCAUGGAAAGGUUGAAAUUUUUAAUAAAUUAGCUUGUGAAAGAAUUGUCUCAACUUUUAAAAGGUUACGUGUAUUGGAAUUGUAUUCCUUGAGAAUUGAGAUUGUGCCGAGUUACAUAGGCAAGUUAAAACAUUUAAGGUAUCUUGAUCUCAGUAAAAAUUGGGGUAUACAGACUCUGCCAAGUUCCAUAACCACAUUGCAAAAUUUGCUGACCUUAAAACUCAAUGAAUGUUGGCGUCUUAAAGAAUUGCCAAGUGAUUUUAAGAAAUUGGUCGGUCUUAGAGAUCUUGAACUCAAUGGAUGUCGGUCUCUUAAAGAAUUGCCAAGUGAUUUUAAGAAAUUGGUCAGUCUUAGACAUGUUGAACUCGACGACUGUUAUGCAUUGACUUGCAUGCCUAAUGGAUUGGGUGAGUUGACGUCUCUUUUGAAAUUAACGUUGUUUGUAGUAGGGUCAAAUGGCCGAUUGAAUGAAUUGCAAAGCCUAAACAAUUUACGGGGAAAGUUAAAAGUUGUUGGACGUGGGGACUGCUCAUCUGGCCGCAAUUGUUUAAAAACAACAUCAAGAAAUGGCCUAAGCUGGACAUUAGAGUUUCAACUUUGGAGAAGGGAAGGAGAUAUUGAGGAGGGGUUAUUGUUGGAAGGCCUACGGCCACACCUGAAUCUAAAGAAGCUGAAAUUAUUUAGUUAUAUGGGAGUGAGUUUCCCAAGUUGGAUGAUGGUUGACAAAAUUGGCUUAUCCCUCCCAAAUCUCGUCAGAAUUCAUAUAGACAGAUGUCACGGAUGGAAACAUCUGCCACCAUUUGGGCAACUUCCUUCUCUCCAAUUUCUUGGGGUUGAAGAAAUGGAUUCCCUAGAGUACAUAGACGAAGAGAAGCAACACCAACAUGAAAAUUCCUGCUUCUCUUCUUUACCCUCCUCAUCGAGUAGAGCAGCAGCAAGAAGAAGAGAACCAACACCAACAUCAAUAUUCUUCCCAUCCCUGAAAGAACUCGAAUUGGUUACCUUGGUUAAAUUGAAAGGAUGGUGGAUGAGUACUAGUGAAGCAGAAGAAAAAGCAACAGCAACCACAACUUCUUCACCAGCCCAACAGCAAUAUCAUCAGCUCCCAUCAUUUCCUUCUCUUUCCAAAUUAACCAUCCGUUACUGCUGUAAUCUGGCAUCAGUGCCUCUUCUGCAACCAUGUCUUGAAACACUAGAUCUCUGUGGGGUCAACAACAAUCUAGUACAACAGUUAAUGAUGAUGGUGUCCUCAACAACAGUCGAAGCGUCGUCCUCUUCAUAUUCUUUGCUUCUUCCUCUUUCCAAUUUAAAGUCUCUGUCUUUAAGAUUCAUUGAGGAUCUAGUUAAUCUGCCUGAGGAGCCGUUUCGAAGCCUCACUUCUCUCCAGAAGCUUGAGAUUUCGAGUUGUGGAGAACUAACCUCUCUGUCAGGAGGACUGCGACAUCUCACCGCCCUCCAUUCCUUGUCUAUCAGCCUCUGCCAUGAGCUUGAUCUGUUAGAUGAUGAUGACGGCAUGCAAUUUCAAGGCCUCAAGAACCUCACGCAUCUCCUUAUCAAACGUGUUCCAAAGUUGGUAUCUCUUCCUGUGGGACUUCAACAUGUUACGACUCUGCAAAAACUCGACAUUUUGUCAUGCCAUGAAGUUUUAUCUGAUAGAUGCCAGAAAGAAACAGGGAAAGAUUGGCCAAAGAUUGCUCACAUCCCAAUUGUUUCUCUUGAUCCAUAUCCUUCUUUUUGGAUAGACGACUUUGAUUUGUUCCAUUCUACGCUAUCCACUCCUGAUGAUCCUUCUCCUUAUCUUUCUCCGGCCUACGAUGACGACUCAUUGUAAUAAGUAUACAAGAUUGCACAUUUCAUUUUACAAAUUGCAAGUACAACAACUUAGGAAUGUCCGCAUGUGUUAUGGGGCACAUUUGUUUUACAGUCUUAUUCGUUUUCCUCUCCAUGUGUUUAAUCUUGAAGCAGAACAUGCUCUCUCUCUAUGAGCCAAAAAAAAAAUGAUUGGAUAGAUGAGUAGUCGUCUUUUACACUGCGGUGACAAGUGUGAGAAUGCCGUUUCAAGCCUGCUUGGUGCAAAAUAAUGCCAAAGUUCAGUUUUGUCUGGUCUUUUCUCCCAUCAUCACCCUGAAUAAGGUAACCAGGCCUAGUUAAUGCCAAAGUGAUUUUACUUAAUAUUAGGUUUAUUACCACUGAAAGAUGGAGUAGAGAUAUGACAAAUAUGAAUAUUACUUGCUAAUAUGGUUCUAACUCGUGGAUGAGACUGCAGAUUCCGAUGGCUGUGUUUGCAAUUAUUCCCUAACAAGGGAAGUAAAUAACAUGUAAAAGGUUACUUUUUACUUAGUAUUGUACAGUACAAAUUAGUGGUUUUAUAUUUUACUCCCUUAAAAUUCCCUUAUCUAAAUACCUAGUAUCAUUUAGAGAAUGACAACAUUUUUGUUUUAAGAAGAUGUCUUCAGUGUCUAAAAAUGUUAAAUCUUUAUUUAAUUUCUCAACAAUUCACUGCGUUAUAUUUUAUUUAUCUCUAUGCUUUAAUACAAAUUUUUCUUUGCAGAACAUCUAACAAUUCACUAGUUCCGGUAGUGAGAUUCAUAUUUUUGUGAGUCCGUAAAACUUGAGAACUUCGUGUGCACUACAUUGGGUAUGACACUAAAUGGAUGGACAUAUUUCUGCUUCUAGAUUGCGCUAUUAUUGUGUUGCGAUGGAUCUUGAAUGCUUAGUUGAAAUGAUUUUAGAAUCCUGUCAUGGAGCAUGCAGGUUCACAGGAUGAAAACUCAGAGGCAGCAGCAGUUGCUAGGGGAAUGUGAAUCUACGUGUAUAUAAACGCUGGUUCAUCAAGAAUAAAAAAGAAUAACACUCUACAUUGUUGAUUAAGUUGUGCAAUUAUUUGUUCAGUUGCAAAGUUGGAUUUGAGAAUUUUCAAUUACUUGGAUUUGAUCAAAAAAGUUGGAUUUGAGAAUUUUCAAUUACUUGGAUUUGAUCAAAAAAAUUAUACUUUUGUGUUUUAUAGAAUCUUAUCAUGCCAAUAGGCCAUUUGGGAUUGUAUGAAAUUGGAGUAUUUGUGGUGUAAUGUACUUCUGGAGGAAUAUAUGUAUAUACAUUUGUUUUAAGUCUAAAGCUACUCAACUAACUCAUUCCUCAGCCUAAACAAAACCCUACUUUUGAAUUUAGAAGAUAGUGUCGAGCCCAGUAGCACAGGCUUGUGACCAAGCGAGGCAUUAAAGUGGUUGGAUGUCGAAUGGUGCACACCCAACCCACCAUGGGUUCGGUAGCAAUCAACUCUCAUGAAUCUCUAGAGAACUAGAUACAUGAAUUGUUAAAAAAAAAAAAAAUUAGAAGACAGUGGGUACUUCACGAGCUACACUUAUUAUUAUUAUUAUUU